Molecule: messenger RNA, 6341 nt
Organism: Orcinus orca (killer whale)
Lineage: Eukaryota; Metazoa; Chordata; Mammalia; Artiodactyla; Delphinidae
Gene: CBFA2T2
Product: CBFA2/RUNX1 partner transcriptional co-repressor 2
Exons: 11
Coding region: 151-1938 (595 amino acids)
Biological process (GO): DNA-templated transcription; negative regulation of DNA-templated transcription
Cellular component (GO): nucleus
Molecular function (GO): transcription corepressor activity
Source: RefSeq, a predicted model, not a curated record
GGCGCGCGGCCUAACGGCGGCGGUGGUGACGGCGGCAGCAGCGGCGGCCUUGGGGUCGGCGAGCUUGGCUGCUACAGGUUCCCGCAGCGGCGCCCGCGAGGGACCCGGGCCGCGGGUGGAGGAGGAGGUGCGGGGCGGCGGCGCUUGGCGAUGGUGGGCGUCCCCGGAGCGGCCGCCUUCCAGCUUGGUGCUGACAAAAGGGUGCCAGCAAUGCCUGGAUCGCCUGUGGAAGUGAAGAUACAGUCAAGAUCCUCACCUCCCACCAUGCCACCCCUCCCACCAAUAAAUCCCGGAGGACCUAGGCCAGUGUCAUUCACUCCUACAGCAUUGAGCAACGGCAUCAACCAUUCUCCUCCCACCCUGAAUGGUGCCCCAUCACCACCACAGAGAUUCAGCAAUGGUCCUGCCUCUUCCACAUCAUCUGCACUAACAAAUCAACAGUUGCCAGCCACUUGUGGUGCCCGGCAGCUCAGCAAGUUGAAACGUUUCCUCACCACUCUGCAACAGUUUGGCAAUGACAUCUCACCUGAGAUUGGGGAGAAGGUGCGGACUCUUGUUCUAGCACUGGUGAACUCAACAGUAACAAUUGAAGAAUUCCAUUGCAAGCUCCAAGAGGCUACAAACUUUCCUCUUCGUCCUUUUGUUAUUCCAUUCCUCAAGGCGAACCUGCCUCUGCUGCAGCGAGAACUGCUGCACUGUGCUCGGGCCGCCAAGCAGACACCAUCCCAGUACCUGGCUCAGCAUGAACACCUUCUGCUCAACACAAGUAUUGCAUCCCCUGCUGACUCUUCUGAGCUGCUCAUGGAGGUGCAUGGAAAUGGAAAGAGGCCCAGUCCAGAGAGGCGGGAAGAGAGCAGUUUUGAAAGAGAGACAGUUCCUCCUGAGCCUCCUGCCAAGAGAGUGUGUACCAUUAGCCCUGCUCCCCGGCACAGUCCUGCCCUUACUGUGCCCCUCAUGAAUCCUGGGGGCCAGUUCCAUCCUACUCCUCCACCUCUUCAGCACUAUACCUUAGAAGAUAUUGCAACUUCCCACCUAUAUCGUGAACCCAACAAGAUGCUAGAACAUCGAGAAGUUCGUGAUAGACACCACAAUCUUAGUCUAAAUGGAGGCUAUCAAGAUGAGUUGGUAGACCACCGUUUGACAGAAAGGGAAUGGGCAGAUGAAUGGAAACAUCUUGAUCAUGCCCUGAACUGCAUUAUGGAAAUGGUAGAGAAAACAAGGCGCUCCAUGGCAGUCCUGAGGCGCUGUCAGGAAUCAGAUCGUGAAGAACUCAACUACUGGAAAAGACGAUACAAUGAAAACACAGAGAUGAGGAAAACAGGGAGUGAGUUGGUCUCCAGGCAGCACAGUCCUGGGAGCGCAGAUUCUCUCAGCAAUGAUUCUCAGCGGGAAUUCAACAGUAGGCCAGGAACAGGAUAUGUACCUGUGGAGUUUUGGAAAAAAACUGAAGAAGCUGUGAAUAAGGUGAAAAUUCAGGCCAUGUCAGAAGUACAGAAAGCCGUUGCUGAGGCAGAGCAAAAAGCCUUUGAAGUGAUUGCUACCGAGAGAGCUCGGAUGGAGCAGACAAUAGCGGAUGUCAAACGGCAGGCCGCAGAGGACGCCUUUCUCGUCAUAAAUGAGCAAGAAGAGUCGACGGAGAACUGCUGGAACUGUGGCCGCAAAGCCAGUGAGACCUGCAGUGGCUGCAAUAUCGCACGAUACUGCGGCUCUUUCUGCCAGCAUAAGGAUUGGGAGCGCCACCACCGCCUCUGUGGCCAGAACCUGCACGGCCAGAGUCCUCACAGCCAGAGCCGGCCACUGCUUCCUGGAGGGAGGGGCUCCUCAGCCCGGUCCGCCGACUGCAGUGUGCCAAGUCCAGCCCUGGACAAGACCUCGGCAACCACCUCGCGCUCCUCAACACCUGCCUCUGUGACAGCCAUCGACACCAGCGGACUCUGAGCCCCAGACUCGCUUCCCCCUGAUGACCUCACAGCACGACAGACUCUGCACAGGAGGUUGGCUGCUUGAACCAGUGCAAGUAGCUGUCGGGUCAUCAUCAAGAGAAGUGGAGGCAGGAAGACUUCAAGCCCCGGCAAACACUGCUCCCCAACCUCUCCACACACUUGCCCCAGUUCCCCGUCUGUGUCCUUGGGGGAAGUCAUGUGCACACAGGCAGCUGGCUGGAGCUGCCUCCUCCAUGGCUUCCUGGUUUGUUCCUCUCCCAGCUGAAGCUGGGAUGGCCGGCCACUUUUCUGUGUAGCCCGCCAGCUCCCCUCCCUGCCUCGUGAGGCAGCAGACUGUCGAAUGAACCCUGCCAGGCUGGAGGCAGCUCACCCCAUGUGCUGUCCCCUACUCCAUCGUCCUCCCAUGGCAGAGGCCUGGAGACUGAUAGCAAGCCGGGAGGAGGCCUCUCUCCCAAAGGGAGUUCCCCUUGCCCCUAACAGCUCCUUGAGCCCAUCCUCAGCAGGUGCCACUGAUUGGUCCCGUGGGGACUUGGGCAGGCCAAAAGCAGCACUCAGGACUCCCUCCUCGACCCUGCUGUUCAGACUUAAGAUUCUCAGAAACCACAGGAAAGAAGUCACCGUUUCAGUAAAAAGCACCCAUAAUAAAAAAUAAAACUUCACCAAGCAUCACAGAUCAUUUUGGACAAGAUUUUCUAACCUGGCUGGCUAUUUUAGUUUGGGACCCAUUUUUUUUUUCUCUUAUUUGAUUUUGCUUAUGCAGAAAAUAGUUUUCAGCGCAUGGAUUGGUCUGAGGGAGAACGAGACUCAAUUGUGGAUAGUCUGUUCCCUCUGAGCAUGUUUGCCAAACUAAUAUCACAUUAUUGAAUGGAUCAUCUAUUGGAAAUGCAGAACGUUUUGUCACCACUUGGCUCUUUGCACAGUUGUCUUGUUCCGUGUCCUUUUAUCUCAGACCACGCAUGUCCAGAUCACUGCGUGGAUCUUCUUCCCGUGGUCUCUAUUUGGCACCUCUGAAGCCGUAGUUGACCCACAGGAUGCGAUGUGGUGUGGCUACGACUUGCCUCACCAAUCAAGGCCUGGUCACUUCUGAGCAACCCUUUUGGACCUGAAGGAGUUCUUCAAACCUUGUCAUUAUGUCCUAUAUCAAUUUAUUAUUGGGCAUACAAUCUGUUUCCCUUCUCUUGUUUUGUUGGUACCUGCCCUCUUUGAGCUAAGGAAAGUUCUGUGAAAUGUGACAACCAUUUGAGAGAGCCUGACCCAUUUUUCUUCCUGUCUUCAGGGAGUUUUCCAGCUGCUUACCUAGCUCUCCGAACAUGACAUCACCUAUAGUCCCUUUAAAACGUUAGGAACUGCCACACACGUUCUUCCCUGUCAUUCAAGUUUUAUUGGGAGCCCAAGGACUUUGACCCUCCCCCACUCCACCUCCAAGCCUUCAGCGCCCUCUUGCGGCAAGGUCCCGCUGGCCCUGGAAAGCUCAGCUUUAGAUGGCCAAUUUCUGUGCAUUGGCCAGAGUGAAUUGAAAGCUCUCAGUAAGGUAUCAGCGUAGGUAACGUUGUCCUUACAUAUAGGUGUAUCUUACUUUAAGAACUUUAAGUCCCUAAUUUACCUUACCCAAGGAUUUUCUGUCUUAAAAGAAACUCAGAACAAGGCACCUUUAGAAUACCUGGAUUUCUGCUACAUAAAGUAAGACAUCCCCAGAGAAAGAAUAACAGAAUAGUUACUUUAUUGUGGAACUCCUUAAGCUGUAGCAGUUGGGGUGUCCUGACUAACAGAGAUGAAAUCAGAACCCCAGACAGGAGUUGCCUACAUUUCCCUGAGAUAUAGGAUGUCCCCUGAGAGGAGGUCGCUGAGCCUGUAAACCUGUUGCAGCAAGAGGGUGUCUCGUGGUGUCCGCUGGGUCUGUCCUCAGCUCCCUUUUUCAUUGGCAAGUUGGAUGAACACCUAGGCAUGUUCGUUAAGCCUUCAGUGGCCACAGGACUAGCCAGGGUAGCUCAGGUUUUUUCGGGUUGGAAUAAAGAGCCAAAACCAACCGAAUACUGUUCGUCAGGGCUCGAUGUCAAGCUCUACAGGUAAGGUUUAGGAUUAGUGUGCAGGUAGGUCCUAGCUGACUUUUGUGGAGUGUGGUUCCAAUGACAGCUUAAUUUUCAGAAGUUUUGUAAUGCUAUUCUAAACGGCUUUGCUCAUGUGCUACCCAGAGGCCAAGCUGAAAGGCAGUGUUCCACACUACAGUUCAGAUCUCAGGCCUUUUGCUGUAUUAAUUUUGGUCAGUUUCACACAUAGGUUGCUAGGGCAUCUGUCCAAGACUUCCUAUUUAAAUGUAAACAGUCCCUUUCUCCACCUCCCGCUCUUCUGAAAUUCUCCAGCUCUCUGGUUAGGAGGAGAAGGGACACUAUCUUGGGAUGGGGUGAGGGGACUGGAGGGCAGGGGUGAGGCCAGGUUCCCCACUUGGUUUCCCGUGUCUGCUGAUAACCACUCCAGCUGCCAGGUUGAGGGUGCAGAUUCAGGCUUCCCCCUUUCAUUUAAUUAGAUUUAAAAUAAUAGACUGCUUAGAGGAUCAACCUUUAUAGUUUGAGGGGACAAAAAAAGACAUAGUGGUGGUACUGAAGGUAUUGUCAGGGUAGUCAUAGGCUCUUCAAUAUUAUCCUGGAAACCAAAAGCAGAUGUGACACGUGAUGGGACAUCAUUGUCCUCUCCCCGGUGAGGAGAGGUUGCAGGAGCCAGAGAAGACCAGAAGUGGCCAACAUGGGAGCUGUCUUUAAAUGUUCUGAGGGAAGCUUGAGGGCUGGAUCCCCAGAAUUUCAAUCAUCCUUUGGGGCCACACUGCCUGCACCAGGCCUGACUCCAUCCAGUGGUGAGAACAGACUCAGGUUAGUUCUACCUGCUCAGGAAUAGGCAGCCCUCCUCCUGAGCUGUGAGCACCCCACUUGGGAGCAUCCUUGCAGCCCCCGCGAUGGGGCUCAAGCAGAUCUGCUCAGGCACAGUCAUGCGACCCUGAGGUCACAGCAAGUGCAUCUUCUCUUAGUGCCGAGUCAGGUAUGUCUCUCAGUGGAUCUAAGACUGGAAACAAGACCCAUCUCCCCAGCAUGGGUCCAUGCCUGGCAUCGGCUGCAGUGGGCCCUCUGCAGUGUGGAUGACCUUUGUACAUCUGGGCCAGUUGGUCCACCAGGAGCUCCUCACUUCUUGGUGUCAACAUGAGCAUCUUCAGCUUCUAGACAGCAAAUCUACACUUUACUUUGUACAGCCUUGUCCCAAAGUCAGAUUGAUCCCCAGUGCUGUCACCUGCUUGCAAAGGGUAGACCUUGUUAUGGGUAGUUCCAGAAGAUAUCUCAGCAAGUGGGCUUGAAGUUUCAACAACACAAUUGGAAUUGUGUGGUCGUGAGUUCUUCGGGAUGAAAGCAUAAAUGAUGACCAGGUGGCUGUUUGUCUUGGAAAUUGUAGAUGGGAUUAUGGAUUGAGUAAAUCAUUUAAAAUAGAACUCAUCUUGGAGGCUUUCUUCAGCACUGGUUUCCAGGCUCCCAGGUCAAUAGACCAAGCCAAGUUUCUUAGUUUUUUUUUUGUUUUUUUUUUAAGCUAUUUACAGAGAACUAGGUGGUGGCAGGUUUGAACCAAAUGUAAGAAAAGCUAGAGAGACCUGGACUGUUCCAGCAUGGGCCAGCCGGCCAGCUGUCAGGAAGGAGUCCUGCCUGGGUUGGAGUGGGGUGUUGUACAGGGUGAGCUGUUGAAUAGGGCCCUUCCAACUCUGUAGUUAUUGUGAAACCAAAAUGUUGACUACCUGCCUCUUUGCCCACGUGCAUUGACAUGCUCAAUUCCAAAGAUGAUGGUGCAGGCGACCUUUUCCAUCGUGAGCCAGGAGAAGGUUGAGGCCUGAGGGCGGACCUUGCAUCCACCCUUUGCCUCCACAGCCCCAGAGGUGGAGCUUCCCCUGCUACCCCAUCUGGUUAGACCCACAGCUGCCCAGUGUACACUCAUUGAUCCUUAUACCAAAUAGGACAUGCGCAGCUGGCAGCUGGCAGGGACAGCGCCGUCCCGGCACUGGAGUUGGCAAGAGAGAAGCAGCAAUAAGCAUUAGGCGAAUGGCUGAAAGUGCCGUUUGGCUAAGAGGCUUUCGAAGUUCCUGAUGAGGCUACAAAAGCUCCGUCCAUAAAAGAAAGCCAAUAAUGUAAAUAAAUCAAAAACUAAGCUUCCAAGCGUGGUUUUCUAAGGGGGAUGAUGAAUGUGAAACCACCCACGGGAUGCGGUAGGUUCGGUUUUUCUGUGCUUUGUCAUUCUACUCUGAUAGGAACUUUUGUUACUUAACUCUGUGCAUAACUUAUUUAAUGUACUGUAUAAAUGAACCAAAACUGUUAAAUAUGUAUUUAGUUUGUUCUACUUAAAGUAGUCAAUAAAAAGGCUAUAUUCCUU